Messenger RNA from Paralichthys olivaceus (Japanese flounder), 2404 nucleotides. RefSeq names its product nuclear receptor subfamily 5, group A, member 2 (gene nr5a2). Gene Ontology annotation, molecular function: nuclear receptor activity; zinc ion binding; RNA polymerase II cis-regulatory region sequence-specific DNA binding. Lineage: Eukaryota; Metazoa; Chordata; Actinopteri; Pleuronectiformes; Paralichthyidae. Gene Ontology annotation, biological process: regulation of transcription by RNA polymerase II; hormone-mediated signaling pathway; tissue development. The record is from RefSeq and is a predicted model, not a curated record. Gene Ontology annotation, cellular component: RNA polymerase II transcription regulator complex.
CACCGAAUCCGACUUUUACGCACGGGAGAGGGCGGCCCUGGCUGCGCGUACUCGUCUGCUAAAGGCUGAAAGUUACACUGACAGUCCCACCUUGAUGGUUGACGCGCUAAAACAGAUUUUUGGGAGAGCUACAGGGAAACUUACCUUCGUCUUUUGCUCCGGACACUGCGCAGUUUUCUCGUUUUGAUUAAGAGACUGAUCCUUUAACUCAGUGCGCGCAGCUGCUCUUUAAUAAGUAGGCUACCGAGGGAAGCACGCUCAUGUGCUCGGCUUUAUUAUCGCGUUUUUUUAAUUUGCUUUUCUUUUUUUAUGCGCAAAAGCAAUUAUGAGUAAGUGAAUUAGUGAAGUUGACGCACACCAGCUAUGCAACCCGGCCGUAUGGAGACGGUCCGAGUCGUUUGAAUUUUCGGAGCAUUUAGUCCGGGGACAGACAGAGACAGAAAGUUAGAAACAGACCGCGACAAAAGACAUCUGGGUCCCUCUGAGGGGUGUUUGGGAACGCGUGCCUCUCGCUGUCCCAGGUGUCCCGCCGAGCGGUGCGGAGUCUCCAGCUCGGGCCGGCAGCGCUGACAUGCUGCCCAAAGUCGAGACUGAAUCCCUGGGACUCUCUCGAUCGUAUGGAGAACACAGGCACAUGCCAAGGAUUAUGCAAGCACCCCAAAUAAAAAUGAUGGACUACUCUUAUGACGAAGACUUGGACGAGAUGUGUCCCGUUUGUGGAGACAAAGUUUCUGGGUAUCACUACGGACUCCUGACCUGCGAGAGCUGCAAGGGCUUCUUCAAGCGCACCGUCCAGAACAACAAGCGCUACACAUGUAUAGAGAACCAGAGCUGCCAGAUUGACAAGACCCAGAGGAAGCGCUGCCCGUACUGCCGCUUCCAGAAGUGCCUCACCGUUGGCAUGAAGCUAGAAGCUGUGCGGGCGGACCGCAUGCGUGGCGGUCGCAACAAGUUUGGCCCCAUGUACAAACGUGACCGAGCUCUCAAGCAGCAAAAGAAGGCGCUGAUCCGAGCUAACGGCCUCAAGAUUGAGGCCAUGACUCAGGUGAUGCAGGCCGUGCCCACUGACCUCACCAUCUCUUCAGCCAUCCAGAACAUCCACUCAGCCGCCUCCAAGGGCCUCCCGCUGAGCCACCACGCCGGCCACCACACCGGUCACCACCACCACCACCACCACCAUCAUCACGCCACUGCCCUGCCCCCAACAGACUACGACCGCAGCCCAUUUGUCACCUCGCCGGUCAGCAUGGCGAUGCCGCCACACGCCGGCAGCCUACAGGGCUACCAGGCGGCCUACGGACACUUCCAGGGCACACGCACCAUCAAGUCAGAGUACCCUGACCCGUACACCAGCUCGCCAGAGUCCAUCAUGGGCUACGCCUACGUAGAUGCCUACCAGUCGGGCUCGCCACCCAGCUUCCCCCACCUGAUCGUAGAGCUGUUAAAGUGUGAGCCUGACGAGCCACAGGUUCAGGCCAAGAUCCUGGCGUACCUGCAGCAGGAGCAGGCCAGCCGCGGCAAACACGAGAAGCUCAACACCUUCGGCUUAAUGUGCAAGAUGGCCGACCAGACGCUCUUCUCCAUCGUGGAGUGGGCACGCAGCAGCAUCUUCUUCCGUGAACUCAAGGUGGACGACCAGAUGAAGCUGCUGCAGAACUGCUGGAGCGAACUCCUCAUCCUGGACCACGUUUUCCGGCAGGUGGUGCACGCCAAGGAGGGCUCCAUCCUUUUGGUCACCGGCCAGCAGGUGGACUAUGCAGUGAUCGCCUCACAGGCCGGAGCCACUCUCAACAACCUGUUGAGCCACGCCCAGGAGCUGGUGGCCAAACUGCGCUCGCUGCAGCUCGACCAGCGGGAGUUUGUCUGCCUCAAGUUCCUGGUCCUCUUCAGCCUGGAUGUGAAGAACCUGGAGAACUUCCACCUUGUAGAAAGCGUCCAGGAGCAGGUCAACGCAGCGCUGCUGGACUACGUCAUGUGCAACUACCCGCAGCAGACGGACAAGUUCGGCCAGCUGCUCCUCCGGCUGCCUGAGAUCCGAGCCAUCAGCCUGCAGGCUGAAGAAUACCUUUACUACAAACACCUGAACGGCGACGUGCCCUGCAACAACCUGCUCAUUGAGAUGCUGCACGCCAAGAGAGCUUAGGAGGGGACUCUGCUACCCAUAAUGCAGCUUGUGAGGUCGUCCUGAGAGUUUUGCUGUGGCACAAAAACUCUAAAUAAAGAACCUACCAGCUCAGACUUUGACUGGGCGCUGACCUGAAGGACAAAGAGCGAGUGGGUUAGAAACUAUUGUUUAUAUUGAACUAUUCAAGUUACAACUUGAAGAACAGAUCUGGACGAACACGUGCACAGAGUAUGAUAAUGUGCAGAAAAACAGCAUGUGGAUCCCCUUUACUCUAAAAAA